AACUCCGACAAAACAGUCACUGGUUUUCGACUCUAAUCUUCUGAACAGUUCAGGAGGUAUCAAUGUAACCAAAGAGUCUUUGAUAAUUCUUGCUAUUGUCAAUAUCGUUGUUUUCUUAUAAUUAAAACAUAAAAGUUAUUUAUAUUAAAAAGAAUAAAGAGAGUGAUGUAGUGGAAUAUCAAGUUGUACGAUUAAGUUUUAGUGAAGUUUUAUCAUCAAUCGAUUGAUUUUUAAAACGUCAAUUAAGUGCCAACUAGAUUUUUUCAGGAAAAAAGUGAUAUUAAAUAUUGAUAAAAAGGAAUAUAAAAAUAAAAUUCCUGGAGAACUAAUUUAUCAAUUAAAGAACUAAACAACUAAACGACUAAUUUCGAUGGCUGCAAGGUAUUUGAGACUAUUGAAAAGAUUAUUUUAUGGGUGUUAUUAGUAGAGUAUUUUGAACAUCAUCUUGACAAGACGUGUUUCAAGAUGUCCGAUAAAGAGAUAAAAAAAUCGGAUUCCUCAAAAGGAAUGAACGAUUCUGCGGAAAAUCCAAGAUUAUGCUCUUUUAGCAUCGAAAGACUACUAGCACCGAACAAGAUAGACGAAGAAGAAAAUAAAUUCUCGCAACAGACUGAUUUAUCUUUGUUUUGUCAAGAAAAUAAUGAAUUGGAGACGAGAAUGCUUGUUGCACCCGAUUCAUCCAUGUCAAUGGCGGAGGAAAUUGAGCUCGACGAUACCGACAUAGUAUGCUCGACAUCUCCUGAGCCAGAGAUGUAUUACGAAGCAUGCACCAGCAGCAGUGGCGCGAAUUCAACCACGAGUGCGGACAUCCAGGAGAAGACUGCCGCCGCUAUUAGCGACGACGAAAGGAAGAAGAGACCACGCACGGCGUUCACCGCCACGCAAAUUAAAUCUUUGGAGGCAGAAUUCGAGAGGAAUAAGUAUUUGAGCGUGGCGAAACGGCUGCAGCUGAGCAAAAACUUGAAGCUCACCGAAACACAAAUAAAGAUAUGGUUUCAAAAUAGACGGACGAAAUGGAAAAGGAAGUACACUAAUGACGUCGAGUUAUUAGCGCAGCAAUACUACUCGAGCUUAGGAAUUCCAGCACCGCGACCCAUUUUUGUCGGUGAUCGUUUAUGGUUCUUCAAUUAUCCGGGACAACCACAAUCAGGAGUACCGUUAUUCCCGCAGCAUUUAACACCAUUGUCAUUACCUCCUGCAUUACCUAUUGUUCAACCAUUGCCUACUAAUCUAUCGAUAAGACAGCAAACAUCCAUUUUUCAAAACGCACCAACCAGUCAUCUCACACAUCAUCUAACUCAGAGAUUGGACUUCAGGCAUCAUGAUCCUUAGUUUUCAAUAAAUUAUUGAUGACCAGUAUAAAACUAAUUAAUAAUUAGCGUACAAAGCAGUACAAGACUAUAAAUUACAUAAAUCUAGAUUUGCCAGCGAUAAUGAUCAUUAUAUUGAUGUACUUUUUGCGUUCCGCGUAUCAUAUCGAGAUAUCAAUCAAGAUGCAAUGCAUAAUCGUAAUUAUUUUUAUUUUUUAAUUAAGUUAAAUUGCAUAAAGUAUAUCUGUAUUUUCAUAAAACACAUAUUAAAUAUUAUGAAUAUCUUUUUCUUGGCUUAAUUUUGUAUGGCUUAUAAGAUUCGGGCUCUUUCGCUGUGUGAUAUUGUUUGUAUGACCGAAUAUAAUUAGAAGCGAGAAAUAAUAUAACUUGCAAUAUUUUAUUUUUUAAUUUUUUCUUAAAAAUAUAAUCCUAAAACCUGUAAAAUAUACGACAAACUGAGAUAUCUAUCUGAUAUUACGUACAAGUGUAAAAAACUUUAAAAAAAUAAAUGUUACACUUUUUAGCUAAAAAUAUACCAUAGAAGUUUUGACAAUUGAGAAAUGUAACCCUAUUUGAAAAUUUAUUUUAACAUCAUAUAAACAAUAUCGCAAGAAAGCCAAGCUUUUAAUAAAUUAAAAUUAAUGUAUACUUGAGGAAUUAAUGAAAAAAAAUGUUAUGAGUAACCGAGAUAC
Messenger RNA from Monomorium pharaonis (pharaoh ant), 2002 nucleotides. RefSeq names its product homeobox protein ceh-19. Lineage: Eukaryota; Metazoa; Arthropoda; Insecta; Hymenoptera; Formicidae. The transcript has 5 exons. The record is from RefSeq and is a predicted model, not a curated record. Gene Ontology annotation, biological process: regulation of DNA-templated transcription; neuron differentiation; central nervous system development. Bases 466 to 1332 code for a protein of 288 amino acids. Gene Ontology annotation, molecular function: DNA binding; DNA-binding transcription factor activity, RNA polymerase II-specific.